ACGCGCGCUGAUUGGCUGGAGAGCGGCCGGAGGGAGGGCGAUUGCCUCUCGAGCUUUGCUGCUCUCUCAUUGGCUAAUCCUGUACCAGCGGCCAGAGGCUCGGACUUGUCGCCUCCUGUUUUUACCCUCCUUAGAGUAUUUUUUUUCAGAUAUCAUAUAUAAUACAUAAUUGUAUAAUAUAAUUAUUAAGCAAAAAACGAGAUGUCGACAAAAAUUCCAAAAUUGAGCACCAGGCCCUCUGCUAAAGCUCCCAACUCAAGCAGGGGAGGUCUUCAAGCCUCAAAAAAAGACGAAAUUCCAACAGAAAUACGUGUCCAGAAUAAUUUAGAUGAAUUUCUAACAAGAAAAGUUGAGGCUGAACACAGCUGCAGAGGCCUUGAAGAAUCCAUAAAAUUGUUGGAGCAAAAGAUACCUAGUAUAAUUGAAAUGCAAGAAGCAGAGGAAAUUGCAUUUAAAGAGAAAAUUCAAAAGACGUUGCUUUUAGAGGCAAAAGGUUUGCUUUGCCAAAACCAGGCAGAUAUUUGCAAAGAAUUAGUCAAUCAGGCUGCUAAAAUAAAUCAGAAGCUAUCUUGCAAGUUAUCUGAUGAAGUUUCUUCCCCUGAGCAGUCUCUUGUCUUCAACCACAACACCAAGCAGCUAGAGAGUUCUCUCAAAAAACUAAAUUAUUUUUUACAGAGUUUGCUGAGAAGAUGUUUGGUUUCCACUGAAAGCUCUGUCUCAUCACAAGCAAUUAAGGACAUGGUUAAAAAUUUCUCAUGCCAAGAAAGGUUGCAGUACAUUCAGGAAAUCCAGGACGAAGUGAAAAAUGAGGUCUCAAACUAUGUCGAUUCAAUUGAUUUAGAGAGGGAUGCUCAAAAACUUAGUGAAGAAUUGGAAAAGCUGGAAAUUGGCAAGGUAGCUUUGGUGCCCUUAGAAAAUCACAUCAAAGACUUUGCCAUCAAACAAGCGAGAGCAGUUUUAGAUGAGCAGGAUUUGAUUCACGAAAACAACAAGCUCGAGAGACAACUCCAAGAGCUUUUGUUGAACAAUCCAGACAUGGCGUCAGACGCCAAGGCUGUCUUGGAUGUUGAGCAGACUGAAAUUCUACAAAAGCACUUGAAUGCGUUGUCUUUGGAAAACCACGAGUUUAGCCACAUUGAAUCCGAGCAAGAGCAAAUGCUCAAAAAAAUAAUCAGCUUGCACAAAAAAUUGGAGGAACUAAGGUACAGUGUGAUGAAAGAUUUGAGCAGUAUGGAGAGUAUUUCCACCCACCAACAAAAGCUUGUUGAUGAUAUGCACGAGAUCGACAAGUCCUGCACUGAAUUUGGAAAAAUGCUUGACAUAGAGAAGCAUAAUUUGGCACUAAUCAAGAUAUUGUGUUCAACCCCUAUGAGUCUCACUAAGAUCAAUACACAAUCAGAGCCUGUUACUGCGGAUUUGGCCGGCGCAAAAGCCAUGCUAAGACAACUGGAAAUGCAGCAGAAACACGAAAAGCUGUGUCUUCAAGAACAAUCGGAGGCAUUCACCACGUUAAAAAUCAACAUGGGCAUACACAGGGAAACUCUAAAGCGUGAAGCUGCAGUAGUUCAGAAAAAUGUUUGCGAGGCUCAAAAUCUCUACCUAGAUCACGCGAGUGCUCCAAAAGAGUUCAAUGAAAAACUACAAAAUUGGAAGGAAAACGCGGUGGAAAAGAUGUUGGCAGAGGAUACGACGAGGAGUGUGAAUGAUUUAGCUCUGCAGGAAUGGAUUGAUCUUUUUACUGAAAGCUUUCCUGAGAUCAAUUGUCUUUCUGAAGGAUUAGUUCACAACCCUUAAAAGCAUUUGACUGCUAUUUGUAAAAAUGUUGAAUUUUGACAAAAAAAACUAUCAAAUUGAAUUAAUUUGGCACAUUUUUGUGUUUAUAUUAAAUACUAAUAUUUCAAUAAAAUUAGAUAUUGGAUAAUAGAUUGUUAAAGUAAUCAUUGGCGUGC
Neocloeon triangulifer is the source of this 1949-nucleotide messenger RNA. RefSeq names its product A-kinase anchor protein 9-like. The coding region runs from base 202 to 1794 and encodes 530 amino acids. The record is from RefSeq and is a predicted model, not a curated record. The transcript is spliced from 9 exons. NCBI's taxonomy places the organism in Eukaryota, Metazoa, Arthropoda, Insecta, Ephemeroptera, Baetidae.